CCAAGUACUAAAAUGUGAGUGGUUGGUGAAGGUGAAACUCCAACUCCUUUUUUCUAGUACGGAGCCGCGGUGACAACGGUUGCAUGAUGCGUCAAACACCAUCUUCCACUUCCUCUUUCAAUGCAACGGUAAUUCUCCGCGAAAUUUCAAACUCAACUGACCCUCGCCAUGUCAUAUUUCGUAAGCCCAGAGUUCCUCCGAGUUCUCCUUCUGGGCUUCAUCACCAGCCUGCAUAUGACAUGGCGACGGCUCGUCAACCAAAUCGUCCCGGUGCCCUACCUCGAUGAGGUCUUCCACGUCCCUCAAGCUCAGGCAUAUUGGCUGGGAAAAUGGUCUCACUGGGAUGCCAAAAUCACGACACCAGCCGGUCUGUACGUCUACUCGUACUUUGUCAAUUCGAUCAGGGAUUUCUUCACGCUCGACUUCAAACCAUCCAUUAAUCAAUGGAGAGCUACCAACGUAUUACUGCUGUACAUCUUACUUGUCGCAUUGUACAUUUUGGCGGCCAUAUCAAAGAGAUCCGUCAACCACGAUGGCAUUCUGCAGCGCGAAUUCAACAUCGUCAUGUUCCCGUUGAUCUUCUUCUUUUCCGGAGUAUACUAUACCGACCUAUUCAGCGUCUUCAGCGUCGUCCUCACGCAUAUCUUCUGGUCCGCGGGCACGUCCGCGACAGGGUAUACGAAGACCUCGUACCAAGCUCUGCAUCUCGUGGCAGGCCUGAUAUCCCUUGCCAGCCGACAGACAAACAUCUUCUGGGUUGCCGUCUAUCUGGGAGGCCUACAGGUCAUUGAGACUGUCAAAGGCCAGGUCGGGCCCAACAAGGUUCAUGAUCCGCCUAUCUCAGAAGCAUAUUUCGAAGAGUUCCCAAUCUUCGGCAUUUCUAUCGCCCAAUACGCAAUCAACGUGAUCCCCCAGCUCCUCAUUGACCUGUGGCCACAAAUAUCCCUGAUCAUUUCCUUCGCCGCCUUCAUCCUCUGGAACGGAGGCGUCGUCCUCGGCGACAAAGACAACCACAUCGCCACCAUCCACCUCCCUCAGAUGCUAUACAUCUGGCCAUUCAUCGUCUUCUUCUCUUGGCCCGUCCUCUUACCUCAACUCGCUCAACUUUCAAGUUUUCGACGCCGCCUCCCCAGGCUCAGCACAGCACUCUGCUUCAUGAUCCUGAUGCUCGGCGUCGUCAAGUUCAACACCGUCAUCCACCCGUUCACACUCGCCGACAAUCGCCACUACACCUUCUACGUCUUCCGCAUCCUCCGCCAGCACUGGCUCGUCAAGUAUGCCGCUGUCCCGAUAUAUUUUGUUUGCGCCGCCCUGAUUAUCGGAGCACUAGGUGGAGGACCCGGAGAGGUUCGAAGCGAGUCUGAAGCGGCGCAGAACCGUGUCUUGUACGGUGCAGAUACGGUACACGUGAGCUUCACGUUGGUCUGGCUUAUUGCAACCGCUUUGUCCCUUGUUAGCGCACCCCUUGUCGAACCUCGGUACUUCAUUCUGCCAUGGCUUAUGUGGAGGCUGGCUGUGCCGGAGUACAUGCCGAUACCGAAACCUGACGAACAGCAGAAGGCAGUUGACGGGAAUUCGAAGGACGCGCCACAGCGUGGCUCAAACUCCCCGUCACCUUCGCUAGUCCAGCAGCUGCUGAAGACAGUGGCUGCCUACGCGAAUGUGCUGGAGCUGAUAUGGUAUAUUGCAAUCAACCUGGGCACGUGCUAUAUCUUCUUGUACAAAGGAUUCGAAUGGCCACAGGAGCCAGGAAAUAUUCAGCGCUUCAUGUGGUAAACACGCUGCGAUUAUGUACAAUCCAAACAAGGUUUUCUGGCUGAGCGGGCUAUAUUAACAGCUUAAAUAGCACAUAAAAAAUGAAAAUAACUUCAAAGUCUGUAAGGCUCAAUAUUUUGAUUUUGUUGAUGCUAAAGUACAUGUCAGCGAGUCUAGUUGGGCGCAUAUCAUCUAGCAUGCCAAUUAA
Messenger RNA from Exophiala viscosa, 1963 nucleotides. Its product is annotated as alpha-1,2-glucosyltransferase. The record is from RefSeq and is a predicted model, not a curated record. Gene Ontology annotation, cellular component: endoplasmic reticulum. The transcript is spliced from 2 exons. NCBI's taxonomy places the organism in Eukaryota, Fungi, Ascomycota, Eurotiomycetes, Chaetothyriales, Herpotrichiellaceae. Bases 169 to 1776 code for a protein of 535 amino acids. Gene Ontology annotation, biological process: protein N-linked glycosylation; dolichol-linked oligosaccharide biosynthetic process. Gene Ontology annotation, molecular function: dolichyl pyrophosphate Glc2Man9GlcNAc2 alpha-1,2-glucosyltransferase activity.